Hevea brasiliensis (rubber tree) is the source of this 438-nucleotide messenger RNA. RefSeq lists its product as uncharacterized. The transcript is spliced from 3 exons. Bases 1 to 438 code for a protein of 145 amino acids. NCBI's taxonomy places the organism in Eukaryota, Viridiplantae, Streptophyta, Magnoliopsida, Malpighiales, Euphorbiaceae. The record is from RefSeq and is a predicted model, not a curated record.
AUGGCUAGCUUGAGAGUUUCACCUUUAUCCAUGGUGCAUGACUUGAGGGCAUUACAUGCAAAUCUGGAGAUAGAUGAUGAUGAGCAGAUGGGCAGAAUGUGCAUUCCUAAUGAUACUGGAUUGAAGCAGGUCAUUUUGAAGGAAGCACAUGACUCUCCUUUUGCUAUACACCUUGGUGGAACCAACAUGUACAGAGCUAUUAAAGAGCACUACUGGUGGAUGGCUAUGAAGAAGGACAUUAUAGAAUAUGUAGCUAAAUGCCUGACUUGUCAGCAGGUGAAGCUAGAACACCAUGUGCCAACAGGAGUUAGAUCAGACCCAUUACUUAUCUUGCCAGUGCAAGAAAUUGAAGUAAAUCUAGAUCUGACAUAUGAUGAGAAACCUAUAAAGAUCUUGACAUAUAAGGUAAAACAAUUAGCAAUAAGCAAAUACCGCUAG